UAGCUCUGAUGGAAAUUUACCAUCAUUUCAAGUAGCAAGAAGGAUAAAUUAAACUUCCUUCAAUUCAUCUUCCAGUAUUAUUUCUGAUUGUCCAUGCCCAUUUCUAUUGAAUGUAUGCGUGUUUAACUCCACCUACUUUCUUAUUACUGGAAAGAUAUAUCCACAACCAACAACCCAUCCCUCCAAAACACUAUAUAUUUCUUCAAGACAACAACAAAUCAUAUCAAUACAACAACAUAAUGAAGCUCAACUUCUCUUCACUUUCGCUUCUCUUCUUCUUCUGCUUCUUCUUCUCUGAUCAUCUAAUAACUGCCCACGACUUGGUCCAUCAAACUUGCAAAAAAUGUGCGCAAAAUGACCCUAACCUCAACUACAACUUCUGUGUAACUUCCCUUGAAGCAGUCCCAAGUAGCCACUGUGCAGAUCUUCGCCAACUGGGUAUGAUCUCAAUCAACUUAACUCGACGCAACGUCACAAACACAAGGUCAUAUAUUAAUGAGCUCUUGAAGAACAAAAAGUCGGAUCCAUUCAUGAGCUCAUGCUUGACUGAUUGUUAUGAACUUUACUCAGACGCUAUUUCAACUCUCCAACAGGCCAUCAAAGACUACAAAUCUAAGCAAUAUGAGGAUGCUAAUUUUGAAAUAAGUUCAGUCAUGGAUGCUUCCACCACUUGUGAAGAUGGGUUUAAGGAACAAAAGGGCUUGGUUUCUCCUUUAACAAAAAGAAAUAACAAUAGCUUCCAGUUGUCUGUCAUAGCCCUUUCUAUUAUAAAUAUGCUCGAUUGAUCUCAUUGUUGUCUUUUGGUAGCAAUUCUUCACGCAGACUGGAUUUGCAAUAAAUUCUACAUUAUGGAGUUCAGACUCAGGCAUAGUCAUCUAUGGCAUUUGCCUCCACGCAGGUGCUGAUUUGAAUAAUUUCAAAUCUCAACGAGUAUGGUUUUGUGGUUUACAUGACAAAUUGGUCAAUGAAAA
Molecule: messenger RNA, 971 nt
Organism: Pistacia vera
Lineage: Eukaryota; Viridiplantae; Streptophyta; Magnoliopsida; Sapindales; Anacardiaceae
Product: putative invertase inhibitor
Exons: 2
Coding region: 111-785 (224 amino acids)
Molecular function (GO): enzyme inhibitor activity
Source: RefSeq, a predicted model, not a curated record